This is a messenger RNA of Aspergillus udagawae, 1674 nucleotides long. RefSeq lists its product as uncharacterized. The record is from RefSeq and is a predicted model, not a curated record. The coding region runs from base 1 to 1674 and encodes 557 amino acids. Gene Ontology annotation, molecular function: transmembrane transporter activity. Gene Ontology annotation, biological process: transmembrane transport. The transcript has a single exon. NCBI's taxonomy places the organism in Eukaryota, Fungi, Ascomycota, Eurotiomycetes, Eurotiales, Aspergillaceae.
AUGUCCGCCGAACCCAACACCCCGGCAGAAGAACAGCUGGAUCACACAAAUGACCACGAAAAAGCCGAUGAAUUAGCGAGAGCUGCCAAAAAUUUUGAAGAAUCCGACCAGCCAAACCAGUCACAACGCGAGCAUGCCUCUCGGCCCAACUCAGACACAAGUUUCGAUGAAUCCUCGAAAGAAAUUCACCGCGGCAGCAAGCGCGAACUCACCGAGGAUGACUGCUACGACAAGCUCGGCUUCUGCUUUCCCUGGUACAAGAAAUGGACUAUCCUCACAGUCAUCUUCAUCGUGCAGAUGUCCAUGAACUUCAACACGGGCGUCUACGCCAAUGCGGUCCCAGGGCUUCAGCAGGAGUUCGGCAUUAGUGCACAGGCGGCCCGUGUCGGCCAGAUGAUCUUCUUGGUGACAUACGCCUUUGGCUGUGAGCUGUGGGCACCCUGGAGCGAGGAAUUUGGUCGCUGGCCCAUCAUGCAGCUGAGUCUGUUUCUGGUGAACGUCUGGCAGAUACCCUGCGCCGUGGCACCGAACUUUGGGACAAUCGUUGUGUGUCGGGCGCUCGGUGGACUUAGCUCAGCCGGAGGCUCAGUGACGCUCGGCAUGACGGCCGAUAUGUGGGAGGCCGAGGAUCAAGGAUAUGCGGUUGCGUAUGUCGUUCUCUCGUCGGUUGGGGGGUCGACCAUCGGCCCCUUCUUUGGUGGGUUUAUCGGCCAAUACCUGUCCUGGAACUGGGUGUUCUGGGUGCAGUUGAUCUUCGGCGGAGUCACCCAGGCCCUGCAUUUUUUCCUUGUCCCGGAAACGCGCGCCACAAUCCUCAUCGACCGCGAGGCACGCCGUCGCCGCAGGACCGGCGACGAGGUCUACGGCCCGAACGAGCUCAAGACGCCCCGGCUGGACGCCAAGGACGUACUGCGAGUCUGGCGCCGGCCCUUUGAGAUGUUCCUGCGUGAGCCGAUCGUGCUCUGUCUUUCCCUACUGUCCGGUUUCUCCGACGCGCUCAUUUUCAUCUUCACCGAGUCGUUCAGCCUUGUUUUCGAACAGUGGAGCUUUAGCACCCUCGCCGUCGGCAUGACCUUUGGCUCGAUUCUGAUCGGCUACGUGAUCGCCUACCUGAUCUUCUUGCCCGAUAUCUGGCGUCAGCGCAACAUCCGCAAGAUGCACGGCCCUGGCGCCCGGCUCCCCGAGCGCCGCCUCCUCCUUCUCCUAUUUAUCGCACCCCUGGAACCAAUCGGGCUGCUGGGCUUCGCCUGGACCUCGAUGGGACCGGCCUAUACUCCUUGGAUCGCACCAUGCAUCUUCGCCUGCCUGAUCGCCAUGGCUAACUACGGCAUCUAUAUGGCCACAAUCGACUACAUGGUCGCCGCGUAUGGACCUUACUCCGCCUCAGCGACAGGUGGGAACGGCUUCGCGCGGGAUUUCCUGGCGGGAAUUGCGACCAUGUAUGCUACCCCUAUGUACGAGAAUAUCGGGGGAAAGUUCCAUCUGCAGUGGGCGAGUACACUGCUUGGAUGCGCGGGCGUUCUGGUGCUCAUCCCGUUAUACAUCUUCUACUGGAAGGGCCCGAUUAUUCGGGAGAGAAGCAAGUUUGCGCAGACGCUGGAGGCAGACCGGCAGAGGCAUAUGAGUCGUCGGGCGAGUUACUUGCCGGGCGAGCAGAAGCCGUACGAUGCUUGA